AUGGUAGAGAAAUUCGACCUGGUCAUCGUUGGGGCCGGAUGGAACGGCUUAUCAAUGGCUCAUACCUAUAUGGAGGCCCAUCCGAACGCAAACAUUGUGAUCCUUGAUUAUGCCAGGUCCUUGGAAGCUAUGAGGCUCACUUCCGAACCUUCUAUGCCAUUCUUUUCAGGGUUAGAAGAAUUUGGCGGCCACAUAUUUCACGCCAAAGACUUCAAGCUCCGCGCCAAGGAUAUCGCCACAUGGUUCCCUGGAGACUCACCCGACGAUCCUGCCCUCCAAGCACAAGUACGGGGUGAGAUCUCAAAAUGGGCGCCGGUGCUAAACGUUGCGCCAGUUCGAGAAUUACCCAGAAACGUAGAGAUUGAUUUAGCCGCAACAAAAGAACAGAAGAGUCCCCACUCGUCGCCGUACCGUCUCUACCGAUUUCUCGUCCCUUAUGGCGAAGGGUUCAUCCAGCAAAAGAACUUUGCCAUCAUCGGCGCCCACAUCACAAUCCACACGGCCAUUAUCUCUCAAGCUCAGGCACUGUGGAUUACGGCCUUCUUUGGCGACAAGAUCCCUCAUCUCCGCGGACCAGGCACGAAGCACGUCUACGACAAGAUCAAGCACGACACUUGGUUCCAUACGGAGUUUGAGCGUGUUCGGAGGCCGAAGGAGACGGGUGGCGCGGGUGAAAGAUAUCCAGAUCUCGUUGCCGAUAGUAUCCCAUACGUCGACAUGCUUCUCUCAGAUUUGGGGUUGAGUUACCACAGGAAGCAGAAUAUUUAUAGAGAGCUCCUGGAGCCGUACCAGAUAGCCGACUACAAAGGGCUUGCACGUGAAUGGAUGAGGGGUGAAGGGCGUUAG
Parascedosporium putredinis is the source of this 846-nucleotide messenger RNA. NCBI's taxonomy places the organism in Eukaryota, Fungi, Ascomycota, Sordariomycetes, Microascales, Microascaceae. The record is from the annotation of a GenBank genome assembly.